Mugil cephalus (flathead mullet) is the source of this 9716-nucleotide messenger RNA. It is a transcript of the gene epg5, whose product is annotated as ectopic P-granules autophagy protein 5 homolog (C. elegans). The record is from RefSeq and is a predicted model, not a curated record. Lineage: Eukaryota; Metazoa; Chordata; Actinopteri; Mugiliformes; Mugilidae. The coding region runs from base 434 to 8191 and encodes 2585 amino acids. Gene Ontology annotation, cellular component: cytoplasm. The transcript has 46 exons. Gene Ontology annotation, biological process: autophagosome maturation.
CCGUAGGUAGGUGGAGUAGUCACGUGAUCCGUCAUCGCGAUCACUGAGUUCCUGGAACAAACAAAACAAACUGAGCAGUACGUGGGGAUAUCUCUGCGUGUCACUCGCUUCGGCGUGUUGAAAUCAGAUGUUGACAAUGCGGGUGAAAAUAACACUCGCCCGAGAACACAUUCAUGAACGAAGACAGGGCGUAACCAGCGAACACCUAUGCGUUAGCUUAGCUUAGCCUCGGCACUGCGUUUCAGGAAAGACCUCGCUAGCUGCUCGAGCUAAACGAAGGCUGUCCAAGAAUACGUAUGAUUACUGGUCGCUUACAGCCGAUCCCCAGUUUUCAGAUGAUCGGCAUCACUUUCACCAGGAAGUUCUCUGCUCAGCUGAAUAUCGGUGCGUGAUCUGGGUUGUGGGGCGAAGCCGAUGUAAGCAGACACUAAAAAUGGAGGCUGUCAGGCCAAAGAAGACCAAGUCAAAAACCAGCGGAAAAUCUCAGCUGGUCAGGAAGCAGAAGCAGGCAGAGGAAGACAAAAGAGUCAAGGCUUCCUCAGCAGUCUGCGAUGAGGCCUCUGCGUCUGGCUUCACUGACAUCCCCCUCAGUCUACCUUAUCAGGAGCAAAAUGAGGACCAGCAGGACCCUGUUGACCCCCCUGAGGCUGCAGUACAGACAUCAGAUCUGAACAGUGAGAAGCAACACACGCCCUCAUCAGAGACUUCCUCUGCGUCAGUGUUAACCCACACUCUCCAGUCAAGUCUGAAUUUGUCAACAGUGACAUCGGAGGUCAGCGCGCAACUGACGGAGUCAAAGGAGGAGGAUGGUGAGGUGGAAGCUCAGAGACCUGAACCACAAACCACUGAGUUGGGAAUAGACACACAGUUUUGGAAUCAGCCUUGCGUUUCAGCUCAGUUUGAAGUCCUUAAUGUCCCAAGCGCCCCUGCCCUUUACCCAUCUAUCCCCACACUGGAAGUGGGUCCUGUGAUGCAGCUCUGUGAAGAAGCUGUUAAAAACUGUGAAAAGGAACCUGCAGUGUUGGCACUUCCUGAUCAGGAAUCAUCUCCUCCAAGUUUGCACCCUCUGGAAUCUGUAGCUGAACUUUCAAGGAGUAAACUUUACCCUGAAUUACCCAAGACUGCUCCAGAGAUUCAGCCAUUCACCCUGGAACAGCUCAGUGUCUGGGAGCCAGGGGGAGGGUUGCGAACAUGGCUGGAGGGUGUUGAGGUCUGUGCGGCCCAGUUCUGUGCUCUGGCCAGACAAGAGAACCACGAACUGACUGAACUGCUGCAGAACUACUGGCGCUGCCGCAGACAGCUGACCCAGUCGCACACACAGCUGCACACACAAUCCUCAGACUGCAAGAGCACACAGAAUCGUCUCUGGACCUUCAGAGAUGAACAGCUCACACUGCAGGGUGUGUGUGCAGACCAGUCUAAAGUAUGUGGAUACCAUCGCUUCCAGCAGGCUGAGUUUAGCGAGAGCGUGCUGGCUGAGCUGAGAAGACUGUUUGAAUCUUGCAGCGAGCUGCUCCAUCAGAAGGUGGUGCUGCACGCAUACACUGCUCUCCUGUCACGCCUACAGGUGGAGUCAUACUUAUAUCGCCUUUUAAAAGAUUUUUCUGGCGGCCAAACAGAGUCUUGUUCUCUCCUACCCCUGAAAGAGGCCAUCAGCGUCCUAUUUAGCUUCACGCGUAGAGUCCUCGAUGACACGCAGUUCCAGACAGACGUCCAUCAAUGGCUUGAGAGAUUGGUCGCCGUUCUCUUGCAUAUUAGAGGUCCGGGGGAGCACCUUUACCUGCUGUGCCAUCUUCUGUGCUGUCCUUCUGGGGUGGGAAAGUGGGCGGCACCUUUCCUCCAAAUUGAAGUCUGGGGGAACACCUCUGGAGUUCAACACUUCAUGCAAGCUUUAGCCAUCCUCAUGUCACCUGCCAGACACCGAGCAGAAUUUCUGGGCCACAUGAAGCCGUGUGAGAGUCAGAGCUCAGCAGCCUCUGGACCUGAGUCUGGUAACUGGACCCUAGUGGACGAAGGUGGAGAGGAGGAUGAGGAUCCUGAGAGCAGCUGGUUGCUUCUCUGUGAGGAGGACCUGAUCUCCCUGCUGACCCAGUUCCCGUUCAAACACCUCUACUCAUACAUGCUGGGCAUGAGCAAGCAGGGUGUGUAUGAGCCCCAGGCCUGCUCCAGUCAGAAGAUGAUGCGCGUGUUUGCUUUUGCUUCGUCACUCAUUGAAAUUCUGGCUCUUGGGCUCCAAACUUACAACAGGGCACGAUACAGACAGCUCGUCAAACGAAUAGGACACAUCAUACGUAUGACAGUGUGCUACGUCAGUGAUCACUGGGCCCAGUAUGUGAGUGUGACUGAUGCUGGUGGAUCCAGCUCUCAUCUCCAGUCUAUGUCUUUGGACAAACUGCAGCUGGAAUAUGAUCAACUCUUCCUGAGAGCUGUUUUACAUGUACUCAGAAACAAAAGAUUGGGCAUUUGGUUGUUUAUGUCUGAGAUGCCGUACGGGACUUUGUCCAGCUCGAUGCUGUGGAAGGUCCUGUAUGUUAUGCAGUGUGCAGAGACUGCAGGACUAGAAACUCUCAGCGCUGCCAGUGACACACACUCAUGCAUCCAGGCUCUCAGAGACCCAAAGCACCAGGACAGGUUUGAGCAAUGGCUGUGUGAAGUGAACAGCUCUGACGGCAUCUCUCUCCUCACUGCGCUAGCGCACAUGGCGACACCUACUCAGCACUCUGAUCCUACGUUCAUCACCACUAUAACACUGCUGAUUUACCAGGUGUCUUACGUGAGUGUGUCUACCAGAGAAACUUACUCCAAGGUCGGGAGGGAGCUGCUGGCUACCAUAGCAACAGCCCAUCCCUACGUUAUCUCUGUGCUCUUGGAGAGACUGAGAGAGACCAUACAGACUGUAGGAAUGGUGGCAUUGUAUCUGUGUAAAGAGCUGCCUCUGAGUCUUUGGCGGCCGCGGCAAGAGGAAAUAUGUGUGAUAGGAGCCUGGUUGCUCCAGAACCCUCUGUCUGCAGUGGAGAACCGGUUGGCCUGUGUCAUACUGGAGGGUUUGAACUGGGGUUACACGCAGGAUGGUACUUUGGCCUUGCCUUCGUUUCUCCAUAGUGAGGUAGCUCUGCUGGUGGCUGAAGCAUAUCAGAAGUACCUCACAGACAAGCCAUAUAGUGGCCUCAUAUCAGAAGGAAUCAAACAGGUGUCUUACCUUGCCAGUGUCCUUCGUCUGGGUGUAUCUCCUGAAGCGUCCUUUAGUCAAUGGGCAUGGCAACUGUUGCUAAGGCUGAAGCUUCAUGGCAACGCCCAGAACCAAAAAGGAGCCUGGGCGGUCCCUACUCUGGCAUCCAACCCACCUCCAGAGCUUACUCACAGUCCUAGCAUGCACUCAGUUCUCAGGGCUGUAAAAGCAGGGAUCCCCAUUGGAUGCUACCUGUCCAUAGCCAUGACAACAGUGGGGCAUAGUCUGGAGCACUUUUGCACCGAUGGAGUGGGAUUGUUGAAAAGCCUGAUUCUGUCUCGCCACCUGAGAGCUGCUGUGCAUCUGCUGGAUAACAUCCUACCCCCAACCUACCCUCACAGCUUCUACCUGCUCAACAACGCUCAGUUUGUGAGUUGCAUCCAGUUGUUCUUGCAGUACGACAGUGUGUGUCCUCAAGGCGUGACGCAACAGGUGACGCAUAGAGUAGCACCGCUUCUCACUGGAACCACCUACGGAGAUAAUGUCCGUCUGCUGAACAGCGUCAUUCAGAGUCAUGUGUUGGAAAGUUCACAGCCCGGUCGAGUGGGAUCUGCAGCGGUGCUGGAGUUUUGGGUGGGAAUUCUCACUCAGCAGAACCUGUGGUACCGAGACAAAACAGUCCUAUUCCUCAUGGAUCAGAUCUGCUGUGCUGCCUUCACUCACCACCAGGAGGAGUGUGUUCAGAAGCUCCUGUACCAACAGCAUAAGAAUGCCUUGGGUUACUAUGGAGAUCGGGGUCUGAUCUCCUCUCUGGUUGGCUGGAUUUCUGGAAAUGCCACGCCUUCCUUCAUAGAGGGACAAUCCCUGAGUGCAGAAGUUUGGUUUGCCUGGUUGGUGCUGAACAUGGAGGGUGUGUUUGAGGAAGAUUCUCAGCUGAGGCGCUGCGUUGAGCUCGAGCUCUUGUCAGAUCCCAGCAUCUCCCCAGAUCAAGCCUUGAAGAAAGUGCAGCAGAAACUGAAGCUGCCUGUAGCCCCAUCUCUGCAGCGGCUCCAGGUGUACCGCUGGGCGUGUCAGGCUGUAGCAACACCACCUGACCACCCUCUCCUUCCCCUCAUCUGGCAGAAGUUCCUACAGUUCUACCUCAGACAGCUUGGACCUGAAUAUGGCCUGGCUGCAGUGGGAUGCAUAGGCCGGAGGUUCUUCCAGGCCUCAUCUCACGCUGCUCUACUCAGAGAUCUGAAGCAGAGAAUACAAGAGGUGUCAGACUUCCACCAUGCAGCCAGCCAGGCACUCAGAGUGCCCCCGCCAAACACACCCUCAUCAGACAUCCAGGGCGACAAAAGCCCCAACAAUGUCCAGCCGCCUUACCUCACUUCUCCUCAGCUGCACACAGAGCUGGUCCGGUUGUUCGGUGUAUUUGCCGUGUGGUUGGACGAUGAGACUCUGCAGAAACAGGAAGUGUACCUCCCAUGUCUUCCGCCAGAGUACGAACCACACAGACUGGUACAGGUCUUACAGCGGCAGCAGGAAUUGUGGCUGGAGUAUGUGGACCAGGAGCGUCUGCAGUAUGAUCAGAAGGAGGUUUUGUCUCUGUGGGAGAAGGUGCAGAGUGAGCCCACUUUUCUGCAGACCCAGAACCCCGGCUUUAUAGACUACACCAGCCUCAACAAUGCAAAGGAGCGAAUCUUAUCCAACCUGCAGAAGCAUCCAGUUCCCCGUACAGCUCCUGAGCUGCAGCAGCAGAAGGUUCCAGUGGCUGAUGUCCCCACCGCCUGUCUCACCGACCGGAAAGCUGCUUCUGAACUAUUGCAGCACGACCUCAGCAUUUUGCAGGACCAGGCCAGGAUGGCAGUCGCACGUGAAGCCCAGCAAGUGGCCAUGGAGCAGGAGCUGCUGGAGAGCCUUCCUUUACUGUUUAAGAACCGACCAGAGCAAGUCAGCAUGGCCCUGGAGUGUAAAGGGAAGGGAGGACAGCCAUGCCAGGGACCCGCAAACAUCACCGUCACAUGUGAGCGUGUCCAGAAGCAGGAGGCAGUGCAGACUCAGAUAGCUUCACUGCGCAGGGACAUCAAGAAGCUUCAAACCGAUUCCAUGGCUCCUCCCCCUCCAGUUCUGGCCCAGGCUGCGGUCCACACUGAGAACUUUAUCACGGCUCUUGUGAACAUGCACAAAGCGCAGAAAUCCCCGGCGGUGCAGAAAGUUGGCGUGUCAGCCUUUUACCAGGUGGUCUCCUUUGUGUGUGAGGACACGCUGCGACAUCCCCCAACACGGCAGUACCUCUCAUCGUGUGUGGAAAUACUGGGACAGGUGUUUAUCCAGGGAAAUGCAGAAGAGUGUGGCCGAGUCCUGAAGACCAUCCUGGAGAACAGGCGCCUUUGCCCUCUCAUCUCCCCCUUCUUCACUCCCAACGCGGCUCCCAAACAGCUCGUCUUCCUCUACCAAGACGUCGUGACAUCCCUGCACCUUGACAGCGCUGAUGUCGUUUUCAUGCUGCUCACUAAGUUUGAUUUGUCCCUGUGGCUGAAUGAAGAGCAUCCCGUGUUUUCGGAGAGGACCCGUUUGCUGGAGUUGGUCCACGGAGCUCUCUGUGUCUGCGGGAAGGACCCUGAGCCUGAACUCCUCACACCCUUUCACCUUUUCACCAAACACUGGACCUGGCUUUUACGUCAUCAUUUCCCCGAUCAUUACAGUGAUUGCCUGCGUCUUCUCAUGACCAGUUCGUCGAACCAGUUGCUGAGUCCAGAGUGCUGGAAGGUGACUCUGCGUGUGCUGGGCUGCUUACCUCCGGCUCGCAGCGCCAAGAGUAAAACCGAACAAACCCCCAGCGUUACAGAUGUCCCUGGCCGUGCUGCUGGACCCCCAGCCUCUACUCACAGAUCCCCCAUCAGCCUCUCUCCUCAGCAGGUGGAUGAGACAGUUGACUGGUUGAGUGAUUACUUCUUGAAAAGUCGUCUGAGUAAGACAGACCUGCGCAGCUUCGGCCUCUACUCUGCGUGGUCUCCCUACAUUUGUGAUGUUGUUUCCUUCUGGGACCAUUUGAUUGGUUGCCUAAUCAACGUGCAGCUCAGCAGCUGCGCCAGAGAGUCAGUGGGCAGCAGCAAAAUAAUGAAAGCUCUGCAGGAUCUACACGGCAAGAUUGUGAAGUUAUUUAAGCCCUGGAUCUUUCCUCUGGACACUGGGGAAGGCGGUAACGUCAAGUGUUACCCCUGGCUGGAGUCGGACGCGGGCUCAGCAGGAUUCCUGGUUGCCCUGUACGCUCAGCUCACUGACGCACUUCAUCACAAAUUCAGAGAUCGCCUGCUCCCCGGCCAGAGAGGCGCUCUGUGGCUGUGUAUGAUGCAGUACUGCGAGAGCUGCACCGCACCACGAACACCUGAGUACCUGCUGUACCUGUACCACAUAAACCUCCGCAGCCUGCCCUGGAGACACCUACACCCUGACACUCAGCUCAUGGAGCAGCUCUUCAACGUCGAGAGAGGAAGCCCCAAGAGCUGCUUCCUGUUCAUGGGUGAGGUGUUGUGUGAAGUUAACUGGGUCAGCGUCCUGAGUGACCACUUACAAACGCCUCCCACCGCCACAACGUAUCCAGCUCUGCCAGACAUGGGUACACAGAAGGAGUCUCACGCCAUGUUGGUCUAUCUGCUAUACAUGCUAGUUUUUCUGGCAAAGGAGGAACAGCUCCUGAGCCAACAGGACUCCCCUCUUCUCAGUCUGUUGGUUCAGUCUACCUCUCUGCCCUGGCACCAACUGGACCUGUCCUCAUACCAGAGCAUUCUGGGAUACGUUGGCACCCACUACCCUCCCUCUUUGUUCCUCAGUGUGGAUUCUGCUCCUCAGCUGGUGCUGAAGUCGCUCCGUAGUGCUGCGGGGCUCCACCCCCGUCCUAGUGAAACUCCACACCCGGAGGAGACACGGAAAGCCGGAGCCUACGUGUGCUGGUGUGUGCAGUCACUGGUGACUCUGGAGCAAGGAGGAAGCAUCACCCUGAGCAGCCUGGAGGCGCAGAUGGAGACGCUCCUGGAGUGCAUCAUCACAUUCAACCCACCAGAGGUGGGUUUGGAGCAGAGGCACAUGGCAUUCUGCAGUCUCUUCAGUGACGCGCUGGCUCUGCUCAACGGAGUGGGCGUCUCGACAGGCGAGGCGCUGGCCGCUCAUGUCAUUACCUGGCUGGACAGGAAGGGGCGGGGCUUUCCUAUCCUGCCCCUCCUCACGGCUUGCUCUCGCUGCCUUGCAUCAGUGCGGCACAUGACGCGCAUCAUGGAGGCGUGUAUUACAGCAUACUUCAAUCAUGCUGAGGAAGAGUCUGCCGGUUGGGGUCCCGUGUUGGCAUCGCUCCAGGUGCCUGAGCUCACAGUGGAUGACUUCCUCUCUGAGAGCCAAUCAGGAGGAAGCUUCCUGACGCUCUACGCCUUCAUCCUGCAGCGCCUCAACACUGAAUACACAGCUGCCAACGAGAGGAGGACUCUGGCUCUGAUUAACACAUGGACCACUCAAGUGUUCCCCAGUGGUCCGGGUGAUGAAGCCAAGCUGUUUCUUUGGUGGCACAAAGCACUGAAUUUAUCAGCGGAGCAGCUUCAGCCUCAGGCCGGUCAGACUGAAGUAGCAGGAGUCGUCAUGGGUCUGAUGAGACUGCAAACCAGGCUUCUUCAGAUGGGAGAGGAAAGGCUGAACUCUGGGCUGCUGGGAGCUAUAGGCCUCGGAAAGAGGUCUCCUGUGUCUAAUAGGUUCAGGGUGGUGGUUCGCAGUCUGGCAGCAUUCCUGACCAUCCAGGUGCCAUCGGAGACCGAGCUUCGACUUCAGCCCACCAGUGAUUUGCAGCUCUCUCCUAAAGCACAACAAACGCUGGGAAUGUUGGAGGCCAUGCCCAGCAAUAAACAGUACGCUGAGUUAGAGGACUCGGUGAAUAAGGCGGUGCAGUUCAUCCGCUACCCAGGCCACUGCCUGAAAGAUGGACCGCGACUGCUGGCCCUCCUAGCAAACCUUCUGUACCCCGACCUCAGAUACCUACACAUUAUCCGCUGAUCAUGGUUUGGAGGAGCGGCAUGUGUUCUGUCGCAGCCAAAGUCUUGCCGGAGCACAAAGUUUUCUAGACUGGUACUGAAUUGCUUUUGUUAUUCUGUCAGCGGGAGUGACACCGCUUACCAAUGAACACUUAUUGCGACAGAAACUGUUCCCCAGAGCUGCCCGUGCAUUUGUGAAAAAUACCUUUUUGACUGGUAGCAUACAAUGGAGGAUCAUAAACCCAGUCAGAGGUAAAGGCAAUCUCGUGUGCUAAUCUCUGACGUUUUUUUAGCACUUUAUUUUUUUUCUCUCAUGUUUAUGCCUUGUUGCUUUUUAUGUAACUCGCCCGUUGGUUUUAAUCGCCGUCUGCUCCGUUGAGGAUGUUGCACAUAUUUAUUGGAGCAGAAUUCAUGAAUCAGAAUUCAGCUCUUGGGCUUUAGGUGUGAGUUUGCCACCAGCAUGUGGAAUCUAACAGAAAAAAAAGAUGAAGGUCCAUAGAUUAUUUAGGGGCAGGUUGAAGGACAGAUCUAAUAGCCUAUAAGUUUAGUAGGUAGGUCUUAAAAUAAGGUAGGGACAUAUUAAGAAUGCUGGUGUUUAUGGUGCGAUACAAAUCGUUUGCUGGUUGAUGCUAGCAUCUAGCUACGAGUCACAAUCUCAGAUGUUUCAACUCUAAGUGGUGUACACGUCCAGAUGAAUACAGUGGACGCCUGUGUGAAGUUUGCUUAGUAACAGAACAUUUGCCAGUAUUAUGUUCACGUCUAGCCAAAAGUGCUUUCAUUGUUUUCUGCCAAAGAGAGAAGUUGUUUUCAUCUGUUCAGCUACUGAAACCUUCACGACCACGUACCCUGAGUGUUUCAACGGCCCCUGUUCAGCACAACAAAUGCUGCAGUCUGAAGAAAGCACACACACAGGAGGAUACACUUACAAUGUGCCACAACACUUGGCUUCCUUAUAAAGUAGUAUGCGCACUUGCAGGUCAAAUUGCAAAUGCUGUUGGUAUUACUCAGAGAGCAGGGAUGAAAUGUUGGAUCUAGGGCUUGAAUACACUCAUUUGUGGAUGAAGUCAGAUUUUAAGUCGGACCUUCUGUUCAUUCAAGAUAGUUUUUUUUACAUCUUAUUUGCCCAUGUCAUUUCAUUCUUCUGUCUGUUGCUCUGUGCUGUCUCGGUAAUCAUCACACUGCUCUUCGGCAGCCCGAGGCGCACCUUCUUGCCAGCCUGUUAAUGUCAAAGCAUUUUCUUUGCUCUCUCUUUUGGAUGAGUCACUGAUCAGGAAUGGGUCUGAAGAGCUACGGAGCCAGGCUGCACAAAGGAGACAAGACUGCUCAAUAAAUAGACGUGAAUGUCUCACAGCUGGUGUUCAUCUUAUUUAACAGAGUGAUUUGGGCCCUUAUGUACAUGCAGCCUCUCAGAACAUCGGGACUGAUGUAAACUCCCAGGACAGAUCACAUGGAGCCUCUGAACUGAGUUUAAACUAUACCCAAAGAGAUCCUGACAGCUCUAAGAGGUACAAUGCUCCAUGCAUACAAUAAAACAAAGUGGUCUUAAA